AUUAGUUCACUGGUUCAAACAUGGCCGACUAUUUUUGUUGACAUUUUCUCUCCGUUUUUACUAAUUUUAUGCUUGGUUUUACGUUUUAACAUAUUUAUUUUUUAAUAAAUGGACACCGGAGCACAUGUUUUUAAAUACUGGAUAAGCUCUCAUCAAUAAGUAGCCCUGGUGGCCUAAAAAAGGACAUAGUUUAAUAAGCUCAAACAUAAUUAAAAAAAAUUCAAAAGUGACUGCUCUUGAAUUGGAUUAUCGUUACUGUUCCAGGGAUAGAAUGGCCCAUGAUGAUAACGAGGUGAUAGGAAGUGCAUCCGAAUUCAUAAAAGAUCGAUUGUACUUUGCAACAUUACGUACAAAACCACGAUCUACUGCUCAUACUCACUACUUUACUAUAGAUGAAGAACUUGUAUAUGAAAAUUUUUAUGCUGACUUCGGUCCACUUAACUUAGGCUGCCUGUACAGAUAUUGUUGUAAACUGAAUAAAAAACUCAAGUCAUUUUCCUUAGCUAAGAAAAAGAUUGUCCACUAUACAAGUUUUGAUGCAAGAAAACGUGCCAAUGCAGCAACAUUAAUAGCUUGCUAUGCAAUUAUCUACCUGAAGAAGACUCCAGAAGAGGCAUAUAGACCUCUAGUAGCUGGCUCUAACCCUCCAUUCCUGCCAUUCAGGGAUGCCUCAUUUGGAGCAUGUACAUACAACCUUACACUGUUAGAUGUCCUACAUGGAUUAAAUAAGGCUCUGAUAAAUGGGUUCUUCAACUUUGACACAUUUGAUGUGGAUGAGUAUGAGCAUUACGAGAGGGUAGAAAAUGGCGAUUUCAACUGGCUUAUACCAAACAAAUUUCUGGCAUUUUGCGGUCCACAUCCCAAAAGCAAAAUUGAAAAUGGCUACCCCCUCCAUGCGCCUGAGGCAUACUUCCCCUACUUCAGAAAGCACAAUGUCACAACUAUAGUACGUCUAAACAAAAAGCUGUAUGAUGCACGACGGUUUACUGACGCCGGUUUCGACCAUCAAGAUCUCUUCUUCAUAGAUGGCAGCACCCCUAGUGAUAAUAUUGUUCGGCAGUUUUUAGAAAUAUCCGAACAUGCAGAAGGAGGAAUAGCAGUGCAUUGUAAAGCUGGUCUUGGACGCACUGGUACUCUGAUAGCCUGCUAUAUCAUGAAGCACUAUAAGUUCACUGCUGCAGAAUGUAUAGGCUGGCUUAGAAUAUGCCGUCCUGGGUCUAUUAUAGGACCUCAGCAAAACUUUCUGGAAGAGAAGCAGGCAUGGUGUUGGAUGCAGGGUGACAUUCACAGAGCCAAAUCCAAAGACAAAGACAGGCACAGUAGGGAGAAACACACAUCUAGCGUGACUAGAAUACUCGGGGGAAUGGAUGAUAUGAAGAUAAACGAUUAUUCCAAACUAGAUGCCAACUACAAUAAGUAUGACACUAUAGAUGCAGAGGCUGAGUAUAGUGGCCCAACCACACGUAGUUCAGCAGUUAUGACACAAGGAGACAAGUUGAACCAGAUCAAGCUUCAACACUCCCGCAAACAUGCCCGCUCUGCUACCACAGGACACCUGGCUGAUGAUGGUAAGAUACAUAAAAGGACGACAACCCAACCACUUCGUCAAAUAACUGGCUCAAAAACCGCAGCUGGUUCAAUGUCUCCAUUGAAGUCAUCUAAAGUUGUGACAUCAUCAUCUCAAAAUCACACAACAUCAGCAGGAGUGCCAAAGAGGACUACAAGAAAUUCAACAACAACAUCAUCUAGCUCAUUAAAGAGGGUAACCAAGGUUGGCAGUAACUACCUGUAUGACACUACCUACAAGUACUAA
Owenia fusiformis is the source of this 1813-nucleotide messenger RNA. Lineage: Eukaryota; Metazoa; Annelida; Polychaeta; Sabellida; Oweniidae. The record is from the annotation of a GenBank genome assembly.